CAUACAACUACUGUCAGCACACCUGUUGAGGAGUAUUUGUCUGUCGACCCAUGCAGUCAGAAACAUGGCCUUUGCAUUGUCUGAGGAUCAAUUUCGGUGCAUCAUCUGUCUGGAUAUCUUCCACAACCCUGUCUCCAUCCCAUGUGGACACAAUUUCUGCCUGGGAUGCAUCAAACGCUUCUGGGAUACAAUACACAAGUCGGAGUGUCCGCUGUGCAAAGAGGCCUUCAAAAUCCGUCCAGAACUCAGGAUCAACGUAGGCUUAAAGGACAUCACCCAGCAAUUUAAAAAGUCUAUAAUAGGCCAGCCACCAUACAAGCGACCCCCAGGAAAGAGACCACCAAAUUUGCCACCAAGACAAUCUUCUAAGAAUGAUGAAGUUCCAUGCGACAUCUGCCAGGGAAACAGUGUAAUGGCGGUCAAGUCGUGCCUCGCCUGCCAGAUGUCUUACUGUGAAAUUCACCUGACACCUCAUCUAAGGGAUUCAGUUUUGACAAAGCACAGGCUGACGGAUCCAGCUACCUUCGUCAACAGUCACCUCUGCAGAAUUCACAACAAGGUCUUGGAUAAGUUUUGCAAGAGGGAUCUGACACCUAUCUGUAUAAAAUGCAGAGAGUUGGACCACAAACACCAUGAGAUCAUCUCGAUAGAGAAGGAGAGCAAGAGGGUCAGGACUCAGAUGAAGAAGAGCGAAGCAGAGUUUCAACAGAUGAUCCAGACCAGAAUCAAAAAGCUUGAGGAGAUCAACACUUCGGCAAAGUUGAGCAAAGUAAAUAAAGAACUAGAGAUACAAAAAAGCAUUGAGGUCGUCACCAUGGUGAUAAGCGUCAUUGAGAAAAACCAGGCUUCGCUCAUUGAGGAGAUGGAGCAGAAGCAGGAAGUGGCUGAGAAGACAGAAGGGGAGCUCAUCAAAGAGCUCGGGCAGGAAAUCAAUGAACUACAGAGGAGACGAAGUGAGCUGCAGCACCUGGAGCACAGUGACGACCCCCUUCAUAUCCUACAGUGUUUCCCCUCUCUGAGUUCGCCACUCUUCAGCAGGGACUGGUCUGAGGUCAGAGCCCAAUCGGACGGCUACAUAGGGACAGUGAGGAGAGCUUUCACCAAGCUGGUGGACGUGUGCCAUGCACUUGAAAAGAAGUUGGCUGCAGAAGAAAUGAGCAAGACUUAUCAAUAUGAAGCGCAUGUGACUCUGGAUCCGGUGACUGCUUCGGGCUGGUUGAGUCUGUCCGCAGAUGGGAAACAGGUGAGCCUCAGCCACCAGCAGAAGAAACCCGCUCCCCCUGACGACCCUCUCAGGUUCGACUCCUGCGUCUCCGUUUUGGGGAAACAAAGCUUCACCUCUGGGAAACAUUACUGGGAGGUUCAGGUUGGAGAUAAAACAGAUUGGGAUCUUGGUGUGGCCAGGGAGUCCAUCAACAGGAAGGGGGCCAUCACAGUGCGUCCUGACUGCGGUUACUGGGCCAUCUGCCGGCGGAAAGGCGGCAGCCUCAGCGCCUGCGCCGGUCCCUCCGUCACCCUCCACCUCCAGGAAACACCCCAGAAAGUGGGCGUGUUCCUGGACUGCGAUGAAGGAUCAGUGUCCUUCUACGACGCAGAAGCAAAGGCCCACAUUUACACUUACGGCGAGUGUGGCUUCAAUGAGCCUCUAUACCCAUACUUAAACCCCUGUCUACAUGACAAUGGGAAGAACACCGCCCCGUUGAUUAUCUGUCCUGUUGAAUUUGGAGACAGUGAUGCGACUGCAGCAUUUUGAACAGGAGACAGGCACACUUGUUUAGACGGCAAAGUCCAUGCACAUUUCUGUAUCUGUCGUGAGAAUGCUUAAAUCAGAUGAAAACCAGAUAUUAGCAAAUAAGGUCUAUACAGCCAGUCUUUACAAUGAUUUUAUACAGAUUAUUAAUGCAUCCCAUCACAGCUGUCAACACGUCACUCAGGUACCCUCCUGCACUGAUAGCCCUUUAAAACAAGAGUGCCUUCUUGCUGAGACCCCAUCAACAUCUCCACCAAUCUGCUCAUUGCCGUCUUUAAAAAGGCACACUUCCUGAUAUUUGUUGUAGUACGGACGGUCCUAAAGAUUAAUUUCCCUGAAGUUUAAACGAUUAAACUGGUUGACUAGUUUAAAAGUAAGAAAACACUCAGAAAACAGUCAAAAUAAGGGGGAGUUUUAUCUCUAGGGUUAAACAUUGUGUAUAACAGCCAUUGAAAAUCGUUAAUCGCAUUUUCUUUUUCGUAUUUGAAAUGGCGCUGAAAUCAAUAUGGUCCGCUCCAGAUGCCUGUUAUGAAUGCACCUCACAGACCCGGUGUGGUAUAAUAUUUGAUGAAAUGCCAGCAUUGGACUUCUCUUCCCUCUAUCUGUCUCAAACACACACAUUGUGAGCUGCUGAGACAGCAUAUGUCAAUAUGUAAUUUAAAUGUGUACAUUAAUAAAAUGAUAAUAAGUUUAACCGACUAGUAUUAGUGGUGCCGACUAGCGAGGAUAGCAACGUUUAAUCAA
Molecule: messenger RNA, 2494 nt
Organism: Sebastes umbrosus (honeycomb rockfish)
Lineage: Eukaryota; Metazoa; Chordata; Actinopteri; Perciformes; Sebastidae
Product: E3 ubiquitin-protein ligase TRIM21-like
Exons: 10
Coding region: 65-1753 (562 amino acids)
Molecular function (GO): protein binding; zinc ion binding
Source: RefSeq, a predicted model, not a curated record